AUGCCCUGGACGAAGGAAAUAAUCGCGGCACGAAACGCACUCCUCAAGACACACUACGGACGAUUCAACAGCCUGGUCAAAGAUGGGCCAGAGUGGACGAGAUUUGCAGAGUCUGGAAGUGUCUGGGACUCGAUCUACAACAUCCGGAACAAGGAGCCGUGGAUGGCGGCACAAGAGAAAUUGAAGGAAGAGUUACGCAGGUUGGACAAUCUGCGUGAGAAAGUCCACCUAGGGUGUAAGAAGAGAUGUCCUUUGAACGUUGGGCUUCAUCAUAGAAGGCUUUGCAGCAACGUUCUUGCUGUUUUCUCUUGGAAAAGCUGCAUGAUCGAGAACAACUCUCUUUCGUUAGCGAGCGCAAGAAGAAUCAAGGCAAGUUUACCAAAGGUGACGCCGAAGAGCGAGCACGUAUUCGAGGAGGCGAUGAAAAUUCGCCUACCAUCAGCAGAAGAGUUGGUGCUGUUAGAUCAAGGUACUGCCGCAAAGUCAGAUCAGUACCUUCAGUUACGCAACAACAUUGUUGCGACACAAGCUGCAAUAUCCAGCAGACACCUGCAACGUGCAACAAAGCCCGAAGAGUUGCUCCAAGACAUACGAACAAUCUCACGCAUCCUCUUUCUCGGCACAAAAGUCCACUUCAAGCCUGGCGAGCUACGCACCCUCCCGAUCCAGGUUCAUUCGGACCCCAAGGUCAUUUUUCCCUAUCCUCAGGAACUGCGCCAAAAUCUUAAACGGUGGUCAGACUUUGUUGUUGUCGGGGAAAACGAUUCCGAAAUUCACCCUUUGCUCAAAGCAGCUUGGGACAGUUUCUACUACGUGAGCAUCCAUCCGUUCCAAGAUGGCAACGGAAGAACUUCGCGCAUCCUCUUCGCCACUCACGUCGCAGAUAACGGAAUGCUUCCGGUUAUAUGCUCAGAGUGGCUUCCAAGGGAGCAAUACCUGCGAUACAUGUCCCUGGCAAGAUCCGGCAAUCCAUUCCCGUGGUGCCAAGAUCUCGUUCGUUCCCAGAUCGCCGCAUUGGAGGGUGUCAAUGGUAUGUCGGGUUGA
Alternaria arborescens is the source of this 1044-nucleotide messenger RNA. RefSeq lists its product as hypothetical. Bases 1 to 1044 code for a protein of 347 amino acids. The transcript has a single exon. NCBI's taxonomy places the organism in Eukaryota, Fungi, Ascomycota, Dothideomycetes, Pleosporales, Pleosporaceae. The record is from RefSeq and is a predicted model, not a curated record.